CAUGUCCAAUCUGAGCGAUGUAGAUGUGACUCGCUCUCUCUCUUUCUCUGUGUUGCUCAGAUGAGAAACUAGCAGCUUAGGAGAAGCACCCUCACUUGAGUCUCUCAGAGCAUCACGCAUCAUGCUUCCUCCUCUCUUCCUCUCCUCUCUUUCCUUUUCCCUUGCUUUUCUCUCAGAUUCCUCAGGUUCUGACAUGUGUCCAUUGGGUCAGUUUCCAUGCGGGAAUCUGUCAGUGUGUUUGCCUCAACCACAGCACUGUAACGGGCAGCAGGACUGUCCAAAUGGAGCAGACGAGGAGAACUGCGUGGAUAACAGUGGUUGGCCCCAUCUAUUUGAUGCAUUCAUGAAAACAAGGGUCCAGGAAUCAAAAGAGUGCAUGUUAGAUGUCUAUCCUGACACGUGUCAUUGUGAGGGUCGGAAGGUGAAUUGUAAUGGGAAAAACCUGCUCCAUGUACCUGCUGUAUCCUCUAAUGUGACUGCACUAGAGCUGAACAGUAACAGAAUUGAAUCUCUGUCUCGUGAUCUGUUCAUCCGCUACAGACACCUGGAGAGACUACAUUUGGAAAGCAACAGUAUAGAAACGAUCUCCAAGAGGGCAUUUUCAGGACUGGUCGCUUUGCGUAAACUUUUUUUGAGUCAGAAUAAGAUUUCGUCUCUGAAAGCAGGCAUAUUUAGUGACCUCAGCAGUCUGGAGUGGCUGAUUCUGGACGAGAACAGAAUAUCCUCUCUGCGCCAGAAGUCUUUUGAAGGCCUGAAAUCAUUAUUUUUCCUGUCUUUAUUAAAUAAUUCUGUCGAACAGUUUCCUAAAACCUCAAUUUGCCAUGAAAUGCCCCGUCUCAACUGGCUGGAAAUGGAGGGGAAUAUAAUUUCAUCUCUCUGGGCAUCAAGUUUUAAAAACUGCUCCUCUCUCACCGUGUUAGCGUUGAGGAGAAACCGCAUCAGCACCAUCGAAGAAGGAACUUUUGCAGACAUGCAAAGAUUGAUAGACCUAGACGUGUCUGUGAACCAGAUUAAAGAUCUGCCUCCAUCUCUGUUCCAGAACCUCCAGAACCUCAAGCAGCUAAAUAUCUCCAACAAUCCCCUGGUGAACAUAUACAGCAAUCAAUUUGACAGUUUGGUGAAUCUGCAGUCUCUGAGCAUGGAAGAGGUGGAGAUUCCCAACAUUAGUAUCAGGAUGUUCCGGCCCCUUACCAACCUCACUCACAUUUAUUUCAAGCGUUUUGAAUUCUGUGGAUAUUCUCCAAAUGUGCGGAGCUGCAAACCAAACACAGACGGAAUCUCAUCCUUUGAGAAUCUGCUCGCAAACAUCAUUCUGCGGGUGUUUGUCUGGGUUGUCGCCUUCAUCAUUUGCUUCGGAAACAUCUUCGUCAUCUGUCUGCGGUCCUGUAUUGCUUCAGAGAAUCAACAUCACACCAUGGCCAUCAAAUCCCUUUGCUGUGCAGACUGUCUCAUGGGUGUAUAUCUGCUUUUCAUCGGUGCCUUUGACAUCAAGUACUGCGGCGAGUACAACCGUCAUGCUCAGAUUUGGAUGGAAAGCCUGUCCUGCCAGCUGAUUGGCUCUUUGGCCAUGUUGUCUACAGAAGUGUCUGUCAUGAUGCUGACCUACAUGACACUAGAGAAAUACCUGUGCAUCGUCUUCCCGUUCCAGCAUUACCGUGCCGGGCGAAAACAGACCCUGUGCUCACUGACCUUCAUCUGGCUACUAGGAUUUAUCAUUGCCGUUAUUCCCUUCUGGGAUAAACAGACAUUUGGGAACUUUUAUGGGCGGAAUGGAGUGUGUUUCCCUCUUCACUCAGACCAGACGGAGAAACCUGGUGCUAGAUGCUAUUCCACAGCCAUUUUUCUCGGUCUGAAUCUGCUGGCUUUUGUGAUGAUCGUAUUUUCUUACUCCAGUAUGUUUUACUCAGUCCAGAAGACAGCAAAGACAGCGCGUCAAACAGUAUAUGAUCGGGAAGUGACUAUUGCAAAGCGAUUUUUUUUCAUCGUGUUCACUGACGCCCUGUGCUGGAUCCCCAUCUUCCUCUUGAAAAUACUCUCACUGCUAAGAGUACAGAUCGCAGGUACUAUCAUUCUGUGGGUGGUGAUUUUUAUCCUUCCUAUAAACAGUGCCCUGAACCCCAUCCUGUACACAAUCACAACCAGCGCGUUUCAGCAGCGACUUAAACAGUGUCUGAAAUAUCGCUGCCAGCAGACUAACUGACACAAACACACACUAUGCAUCUGCUCUGAGAUUAAUAUUCCAUGUGGAUUAAAAAGUGAAUAGAUGACAGGAUAAUGACCCCACACACAUACAGUACACACACGCACAAACACUCAAGAUGCUCUCCUCCUCUGCACAAGUUAAUAAGGCUUAGAGAAGCCUGCAGGGUUGAAGAAAUGAGAGCGCACACAGCCACAUUAACCAGCAGACCAUCAUCAACAAUAUAUGCUUAUGCAAUUAAUAUGUAAAACCAGCCUUAUAUGGAAAAGCAAAGAAAGCACAUACCGUAAACCUAAGAAACUGCAACUGCCAUAAAGACCUGGAGCAGCGCAUGUGUACCAGGAGAAAGCCAAACUCUGUGGCUGUCAGAGGAGCAGAUAGGAGACUGUUCGGGACGGACCCGGCGGGAUGAGGAUUGGAAUGCUUCCGACUGAUUUAAUUGCAUUUUUGUUUGCUUGUGUGGAUGUGUUUGGAAAACAAAGAAUCAGGGAUGGCAGUUGCAUAUAGUCAGGAAACAUUACUUGAAGGGCCGUUCAUGACACCUUUAUAAUCAUGACAUGACAUGUCAGGAAUAUGAAUGAAUUUUUAUGAUAACUGCUAUUAAGUGUCAUUCGCUCAGUUAUGUCAUUUUAAAUGCAAAUGUGACAUUGUUUGAUAUGUCUUUGUUAUGACAACUUGACUUUGCUAUAACAACAUGCUUUGUCAAAAAUCUUUCAUGAUGCAAUUUUAAUGGGUUAGAUGCACACAGACUUUUAAUUUCAGUCAGCCAGCCCCAGGGCUUCUGGUGAAUUGUCAUUCCAAAAUUGACGCAUUUAAGAUCUGAUUUCUUUACAAAACAGUGAUCUUCACUGCUUGGCUAAGAUGCACUAUAUGGUGGGUCUCAAACCAAACAAGAAGCACUUCAUGUGUUUAAAAUAAUUAAUUUUACCCCAGUGUUUUCAAUAGAGUUUCUGUGCUAGCUUGCAGCUUAUGAUGGUGCCUGUGUUUCUACCUCUUUUCACGCUUUAAUAAACAAAUAAAUUCUUAAGUCUAUUUAACUGAAUGUAUUGUAAUUACAUUAUAACAAUAAUGCUGUAAAAUAAAGCUUAUGAAACUGAAAAUUGUCACGUUGACCUUUUAUCAGAAGUUCAUAAUUGGCUGAAAAACACGGGAUGUGCAUAUAGCCCAUUGUGUCAUGGAUAUUCUUCUGAUCACUUUUAUCACAACAAAACAGUUUACAGGGACAGCUUCUCUGGUGUCGGUACUCUGUCAAAUAAAUUUAUAACAGCUUAAUAAUAAUUGAUGACAUUUAAAUGCCAAAUUCAAUUGGCACCACUAGUAGUUUAGGUUAAAAAUUCAUAUUACAAGUGUACUUGCAUAAUUACAUUCAUGUUUAUGACGGAUUUAUGACAAGUUAUGUUGUCUUGGUAUUGUCAAAUUGUCGUGACAAAGACACUGACAGGUUGUGAUGUAUUUGGUUCUGUAAAGUUGUGAUAAAGACAUUUCAAACAAUGUCACUUUUGCAUUUUAAAGGACAGCUGACAAAUGACACUUAAUGACUGUUGAGCAUGCAUAAAAUGUCAUUCAUAUUCAUGAUAUGUGUCAUGUCAUAAUUGUGUCAUGUCAUUUAUGAACACCCCCUUCAAGUAACGUGUUACCAAACUGAAAAUGAAUAUGGUGGAGAAGGAAGUAUGUGUAUUGAAACGAUUCAACCAUGAAAGAUCACAAUAAAAAACAAUCACAGCACUAAAAUGUACAAAGGAAUAGAUACUGUGUGUGUUCACAUUGACAUCAAAUGAUUCACGUUGCUGUUAUUAAAUUACAUGACUUUUAUUGUGUGAUUUUAUUAUCCAUGAAGUUCACAGCUUUCUUUUGUCUGAUGUGAUUGUCAUUUGUCUAAAGUAUGUAAAAAUGAAUGUAAAAACCAAAUAAUUGCAACAAAUAAAUAAUAAUUAUUUAAAUAUACAUAA
Molecule: messenger RNA, 4149 nt
Organism: Danio rerio (zebrafish)
Lineage: Eukaryota; Metazoa; Chordata; Actinopteri; Cypriniformes; Danionidae
Source: RefSeq, a predicted model, not a curated record